Messenger RNA from Peromyscus californicus insignis, 9785 nucleotides. RefSeq names its product GrpE like 2, mitochondrial (gene Grpel2). The transcript has 4 exons. Gene Ontology annotation, molecular function: adenyl-nucleotide exchange factor activity; protein homodimerization activity; protein-folding chaperone binding. Gene Ontology annotation, cellular component: PAM complex, Tim23 associated import motor. NCBI's taxonomy places the organism in Eukaryota, Metazoa, Chordata, Mammalia, Rodentia, Cricetidae. Gene Ontology annotation, biological process: protein import into mitochondrial matrix; protein folding. The coding region runs from base 59 to 733 and encodes 224 amino acids. The record is from RefSeq and is a predicted model, not a curated record.
CUCGUCUCUCCACUUGGCUCGACCGCGCGUGCGCGGGGUCGGCGCGCUGGUCUGGAACAUGGCGGCGCGGUGGUUGUGGGCGGUGCAGCGGCUGCAGCGCCUCCUGGCCUCCGGGACCGUGUCGCAGAGCCGGGGAUGGCUCCACCCAUUCAGCACCGCCACCCCAAGAACGGCUGGGGAAGACUGCAGUUCUGAGGACCCUCCUGAUGUACUCGGUCCCUCCCUUGCUGAACAAGCCUUAAGGCUAAAAGCUGUUAAACUGGAAAAAGAAGUCCAAGAUUUAACACUAAGAUACCAGAGAGCUGUCGCUGAUUCUGAAAACAUAAGGAGACGAACCCAGAGAUGUGUGGAAGACGCCAAGAUAUUUGGAAUCCAAAGCUUCUGUAAGGACUUGGUGGAGGUGGCAGACAUUUUGGAGAAGACAGCUGAGUGCUUUUCAGAAGGAGCCAAACCCGAGGACCACAAGCUUACUCUGGAAAAAGUCUUUCAAGGACUGUCUCUUUUAGAAGCAAAGCUGAAAAGUGUGUUUGCCAAGCAUGGCCUAGAGAAAAUGACGCCCAUUGGUGACAAAUACGACCCUCAUGAGCAUGAACUCAUCUGUCACAUGCCAGCAGGUGUUGGGGUACAGCCUGGCACUGUGGCAUUAGUACGACAAGAUGGCUACAAACUUCAUGGCCGCACCAUUAGACUUGCCCAAGUGGAAGUGGCAGUGGAGUCUCAGAGAAGGCUAUGAACAAGCCACCGGGAACUAAAACUCUCCCAGGGUCCUGGCACCUCUGUCCCCUUUAUUUAUUAAGCUGGUUUGUAUUAUACAUGAGGUCCUUCGUGUGCUCUGCUUUGGAUUUAGUCAUAUUGGCUUUAUCUCUACAGUAUCUUAUUGGUUUUAUGUGACCUGUUUGGUCUCAUCAGAAGUCCUGCCACUGGGCAUCUGAACAAUGUGACAAGUGUCCUAUGGCCUUUAUCAAAAUGUUUACAAAAAUCAUUUAAAUUGGUACUCUGAUGACUGAAUCCAAAAUCCCUUAACUGUGUUUUCAACUAAUGACUGGAAUUAGUGUAGAAGCAUCUUGGGUCUUGUAUCUUAUGGGAAAGGGAGAUGGUAGGGAUUGGUUUGACAUUUAGGUCCUUAGAUGACAAAGCUUUACCUUGUAUAAAUUUAGAUCAGUUGGCUUGACUUCUACAGAGAGUUUUCAAGGCUGCUUUUCUAUUUCAUUUUUCAUUUAGUCAUCUUUUGUACUUGUAUUCCCUGCUAGGGGCACACUUAAAUUGUUCCAUAGCCACCCCUUUCUGGUCCCAUUUGGAAGGGCUAAAGAGUCGACCAGUCUUCCUUUUUUUUCUUGUUGGUAAGGUGUACUCUAUUAUUAAACUGGUCUCAAGUCUAUGAACAGGUAAGCUCUGGCUGCCUCGACAACACAGCCCACUCCCAGGGAGACCAAAAGCCUCCUUACAUCUCAAGUUAGAGAGUCAGCCAUGGGGGGCCAGGCAUAGUGGCUGACCAUUCAAAAUGAAAAGCAGAGGAUUGGGGUGGGUGGUUUUUUGCAGUACAUAAUUUACACAAAAGCAGUGCUGCUGCCUCCCUUGAACGCACUCAGAGUGAACUGGGCCAUCCUUUCCGUAGGGUGUGGUGCUGCUCUGGAGAGGACAAGGGACUUCCUGUAGCAACAACAAAAAUGCACUCAAAGUCCUCAGCCACGUUGUCACAUUGUAAAACUUGGGGGAUGCUUACCCCAAUCAGCUGCUGUCACCUUCGCCAUUCCAGUUUUUAAAUCCUGAGUCAAAAGCACCCCCCCCCCAAAAAAGAUUAUAUAUUUAUAAUUGACAAAAAGAACGAAGUUGUCUCGGGUUUUUUUUUCUCCGCACAUUUUGUCAAGAAAAGGUGUGAACACAGCUCCAUCAUUGUCCACCUAGAAUCAUUUGCAAUGUAUGAAGGAAGGGCCAUAUUCUUUGUACUCCUGGCUAAAUCAUACCUGCUGGAAGGUGGACAGCAAGACCAUGGCGGAGCUGCCCAUCUACACAGAGUACUUGCACUUAGGGAGCGAUGAUGUUGAUCUUUAUGGUACUAGGAGCCAGAGCAGUGAUCUGCAUCCUGUUGUAGUCGAUGCCUGGGUACAUGGUGGUACCACCAGACCGCACUGUGUUGGCAUAGAGGUCUUAUUGACAUCACAAUUAUGGAAUUGAAGGUAAGUUCAUGGACCCCAUAAUACUCCACACCCAGAAAGAAGGCUAGAAGAGCACCUGGGGACAGCAGGAUUGGUCCUUGCCAAUAGUGAUGACCUAGCCGUUAGGCAGCUCAUAACUUCUCUAGGAAGAAGGAUGCAGCAGCAGGCAUGCCUCACUGGAAGUCCAGGGCAACAUGGCACAACUUGAUGUUGCAAUCAGUUUCCUGCUUGGCUAUGGCAAGGUGUAGGCACACUUAUUCAGGAGCUUCAUGAGUAGUCUAUAAGGUCCUAUCCGACUGAGUCCAGACGCAAAAUGGUGUCGGGGUAGUUUCUAUAGGUGCCUGUGUGCCUGCAUGCAUGUGUGUGUCUGUCCUUGUCUCUAGAGUCCAUUAUGAGGCAAGUGGUACUAUUAGAGUUGUACAGACAGCAUAACCUUGGCGGCUGUGUGGUGUUGAUGGUCUUGAACAUGAUCUGGGUCAUCUUUUCAUGAUUGGUCUGGGGUUCAGGGAGCCUUGGUAAGUAGUAAGUGUUCCUCCAGGGUCAUACUUGGCUCAUUGUAUAAAGUGUGGUUUCAUCUCUGUCAUCCAAGUUGGUGACAAUACCAUCCUCCAUGGAUACCUCAGGGUCAGGAUGCUUCUUUUGGUCUGGACCUCAUAGCUGAAGUUUUCCCCAGUCCUGCCCAUCAGCCAUUAGCUCAGGCCUACCACUGACUAGCUCUUACAUUUAAACUCAGCCCAUUUCUGUUAAUCUGUAUGUUUUGCCACAUUUUCUGUGGCUUUACCUGUGUCCCAUUACAUGUUGCUCCUUGGGCAGCUGGCUGGCAUCUCUCUGGCCUUCUGCCUGCCUGUCUCUGAAUUUCCCACCUGCCUCUAAACUGCCUUGCCAUAGGCCAAACGGCUUUAUUAAUCAACCAAUCGGAGCAACACAAAUUCCCACCCCAUCAGGACCUUGUUGCCCACAUAUUAGCCUUUCUGGCCCAUUUCCACCAUCACACCCCAGUGAAGUAGGCAGAACACCAUGGAAACAGGAGAGAGUCUUGGAAGCAUCCUUGACUAUGAAGCUUUGCACGUGCUGGUGCCUGCGUAGCAGUAUCUGCUUCCAUGGCAAACGGUAGCAGGUGGGUACUCAGCAGUGGAGUUGCCGAGAGAGGCCUGUGUUUGCCAGGUGAACUUGGUGGAGUCUACAGAUCGUCUUCCCAUAAGCAAAGAGUUAUUUUCAGCCUCUUGAGUGUGAAGUCAUUCUAGGCAGGCAAGUCGACAGUACCAACAGCAAAUGACCCCACCACAUUUGUAUAGGUAAUUACCUACAGUGGCUGCUUCCACCAACCCUGACUCCUGCCCUUUAUCAGAUUUGCCCUGGGAUCCUGGGUUAGAUUGUAUGGGGAGGUGAUGGGCAAACAUACUGGACUCCCGUAAAUUUCUCAUUUAACAAUGCUGAGGUAUGCCUAUUUUCCUCUGUGGUGGAGAUUGCCAAAGUAUUACCUCUCGCAUCAACAAACUUAAUUUGUGUUUUUAGAGCACUGGGGAUUGAAUGCAGGGUCUCCAGAAUGCUAGGUAAGCACUCUACAACUGAGGUAUGCUCCCGGCCCUGACAAGGUUUGUUUCCUAGUUUUAUAACCAUCUUAAGCUAUAUUUGUAUGAGUAUCUGUCUCCUCUAUAUGUAUUAACCUUGUAAAUUUUACGAACCUGUAUUUUGUUUUGUUUUUCGAGACAGCGUUUCUCUUUAACUUUUGGAGCCUGUCUGGAACUCACUUUGUAGACCAGGCUGGCCUUGAACUCAUAGAGAUUCACCUGCCUCUGCCUCCCAAGUGCUGGAAUUAAAGGCGUGUGCCACCACCGCCCAGCGAACCUAUAUAUUUUUUUAUAUCUUAAUAACUGAUGCUGUAUAAAAGAUUUGUACAGUAAAUACUUUAAUGAGUGAAUAAUAUAUGAGGUAAACUUUAUAGAGGUUUUACUAUAAGGGAAAAUUUACUAUACAGGAGAAAAUGAGAAUGAGAAGUUGAUGUAAACGUGCUUAGGAAAUACUAACUUACACAAGUAGAAUUUAGCCAAAGCAGCACUCAGGUUCUCUUAGUGUAAUUCUGCCAGGCAGACAGGAUAGCUUUGGUUAACAGCUGCCUGGGAAAAGCAGUGCUGGCCUGUCUUGGGAUAACCAUGACAAUAUUUUACAUUGUAAAUUUCUCCAUUUGUCCAACCAAAUCUUGUAAUUUCUGUGAAAUGUGGUUAAACUCGAAGUAUAACUUGGAGCCAGGAAACUAUAUAGGCUGACAGGGAUUUCUGCUCGGGGCUGGUUCCCUUUUGUGCACUAGCCAGAAGCAGCCACCUACUUUUACUAAUCUCGUGAUCAAGGAGUGAACGAACUCUCAGUGGAAAGGCAUAUCAAUUCUAUAACAUAACCGUACCCUUUCUGCUUCUUCGGAAGCUUAAAAAUCUAGUCUGUGCUAGGACUACACUCAAGAGACAGCCCUUCUAGAUUCUUUGGACUACAAAUUAAACUGGCAAAAACUGGAUGAAUGGGAGGAAAACCAAAUUCCAUUGUAUACAUGAACGUAAGAGUCAUGCAAAAUCUGAGUGUCGGUGUCAGGAAAUGGGUGCUUCGAUCACAUCCUGACCUAGAACACAGGGCUUAGGUCUUCUGGAAAACAGAAAGCUGAUGAGUAAGGGUGGUCUUGUAGAAGCUGUCUGGAGAAGUCCUUUGAUAUGUAAAACUUUGCCAAUGUAAAUUUCUUUUCCACUUGUGCAUUAAAAAAGGAAAUUGAGUCUGUCAGCUACUCCCAUGACUGCGGUUUCCCAAAAUAAUAACCAGCAAAAUAUAUAUAUAGCAAAGACUAUUUUGAGGCAGCAUAUUCUAAUCUCAGACCUCCAGUCAUAUUUUCAGGUGGUAAGUUAACCCUCAAGAGUAUGAAGCCAUCCUCUUUUGACCUCCACCAAAUCUAAACACUUGGACAAAGAUAGGACUUAGAGAUGGUAUAAAAUGUAGAGAUGGUAUAAAAUGUACUGGGAGCAGUAAAUAUCACUUUUUUAAAGUUGUUUAUUGGGCUGGAGCGGUGGCUCAGAGGUUAAGAGCACUGGCCCCUCUUCCAGAGGUCAAUUCCCAGCAACCACAUGGUGGCUCACAACAUUUCUAUAAUAAGAUCUGGUGCCCUCUUCUGGCCUACAGGCAUACAUGUAGGCAGAAGACUGUAUACAUAAUAAAUAAAUCUCUUUUUUUUUUUAAGUUUUUUUUUUUUAAUCUUCUGUGCAUUGAUAUUUUGCCUGCAUGUGUAUCUGUGUGAAGGUGUCGGAACUCCUGGAACUGGAAUUAUAGACAGUUAUGACCUGCCAUGUGAGUAUUGGGAAUUGAACUCGGGUCCUCUGGAAGAGCAGCCAGUGCUCUUAACCGCUGAGCAAUCUCUCCAGCCCCCAACCUCUUUUUGUUGUUGUUGUUUUGUUUUUGUUUUUGUUUUUUCAAGACAGGGUUUCUUUGUGUAGCUUUGGAGCCUAUCCUGGAACUCACUCUAGAGCAGGCUGGCCUCGAACUCAUAGAGAUCCGCCUGGCUCUGCCUCCCAAGUGCUGGGAUUAAAGGCGUGAGCUUAAAAAGUACUAAUUACUGCAGGCUGGGCCAUGACUCGGUGGUUACGAGCAUUCUGGCUGCUCUUCCGGAGAACCCAGGUUCUAUUCCCAGAACUCUGCAGUCAGAAGAUUUCUCUUGCCAAGUCUUCAUUUUACCAUUUCACUAACUGCGUAUUGUAAACUUAAGGAGCAGUGAAAUUCCACAGAAGGGUUUUGCCCCCUUUUGCCUUCAUUUCUACAAGGUUGUCGGAAACAAUGAGAAAAUGAACCAUGUAUAUUUUGGAGUUACUAGCUGUCCUUGCCAGUGAAUUAGAACGGACUGUCAUUUUAGGAGUUCUGUUAGCUAAGGAGUGUUCUGGUCUUUCCAUAUAUUGUUGCAAGUAGAUCACUUAUUCGGUUCUUUUAUUGUUCUGUAGUUUUGCAGACUUACAUCAUGAGUUCAGAGUGAGAUGAAGCUCUAAGAAAGCUCAAAGGAGGGAUGAGGGAGCCAGAGCAGUGCAGUAGAACUCAGGCUUGGUAGGCAGAUUUUGAGGGCAGUUCUGGUACCUGGGGCUUCUGCCACCACUCAUUCCUUGUUUAUAAAAUGGUUAUAAUUCAUGACACUAUGAGGAUUUUGUGAGACUCCAGCAAGCUCUCCUGUUUUAUUGCUUAAAUUAUCACAUAGUUUUUCUUGCAUUUUUAUGAUUGCCUAAAGCCUAGGGAAAAGGGAACACUGAUUAAGUGAUUGUAUUAAAAAUAAUGUUGUAAACUAACCUACCAUGACCUGUGUGGCUCGGGUCCUGGAACCCUGGCUAGGGAUGGUGAGGGAAUGAAGAAUGGACAGACAUACAGACACACGCAGAGUGAAGCUGGGGUCAUGUGGGGUUCUACCACUGGGUGUUCAUUAGGUAUAGCACGGGGAGGGGUUAGCAAGUCUCGAGGUCUCUGGAGACCACCAAUCCCUGCUAUAAACAUCCAGGAGCAGGAAACCACGGUUGCUAGUCUUUGCACACACGGAUCAGUCUUGCAUAGACACUCUGACUCCAGAGAAAAGCUUUGCCAAUUUUCCGUGGGCCAAUUAAGGUCUUGUAGUCCUCAGCAGGCCGUACCCAUAUCAAAAUACAUCCUCACUUAGAAGUUCACUCACUCAGACUUCCCACCACUUCACUGACCGUCUUAGGGUUACUAUUGGUGGGAUGAAAUGCCAUGGCCAAGAGUAAGAUGGGGAGGAAAUGGUUUAUUGUGCUUACACUUCCAUAUCACUGUCCAUCAUCAAAGGAAGUCGAGGCAGGAACCUGGAGACAGCACUGUUGCUGAAGCCAUGGAGGAGUGCUGUUUAUUGGCUUGCUCGGCCUGCUUUUUUUUUUUACUUAAAAAAAAUUUUCCAUUUUACAUACCAACCACAGUUCCCUCUCCCAUCCCUCCUCCUGUCCCCUAACCCCUGCCUCCCCACCCCCCCACUCCCCAUCACCUCCUCCAAAAGGGUAAGGACUCCCAUGGGGACUCAACAAAGCCUGGUAUGUUCAGUUGAGGCAGGACCAAGCCCCUCCCUACUGCAUCAAGGCUGAGCAAGGUGUCCCACCUUAGGGGAUGACCUCCGAAAAGCCAGCUCAUGCACCAGGAUAGAUCCUGACCCCACUGCCAGGAGCCCCUCAAACAGACCAGACUACACAUCUGUCUCCCACAUGCAGAGGGCCUAGUUUGGUCUCAUGUAGGUUCCACAGCUGUCGGUCUAGAGUUGGUGAGUUCCCACAAGCUUGGUUCAGUUGUCUUUGUAGAUUUCCGCAUCAUGAUCUUGGCCUCCCCUUGCUCAUAUAAUCCCCCCUCGCUCUCUUCGACUAGACUCCUGGAGCUCUGCCUGGUGGUUGGCUGUGGAUCUCUGAGACUUAAGUCUGCUUUUUUGUUGUUGUUGUUUUUGUUUUUUGAGACAGGGUUUCUCUGUGUAGCUUUGUGCCUUUCCUGGAACUCACUUGGUAGCCCAGGCUGACCUUGAACUCACUGGCUCUGCCUCCCAAGUGCUGAGAUUAAAGGCGUGCACCACCACCGCCCGGGCUAAGUCUGCUUUUUUAAGAGAACCCAGGACCACCAGCCCAGGGUGGCUCCACCCAGAAUUGACUAGGCCCUCCCCCAUCAAUCACUAAUUUUAAAAAAUGCCCUCCGGGCCUGCCUAAAGCUGGAUUUUAUGGAGGCAUUGAGAUCCCCUCCUCUCAGAAGACACUGGCAGCGUCAAGUGGACAUAAAACAAGUCAGGACACCAACCAUUCAUAAUUACAUCUUUCCCUUCCUGUUUUGUUGUUUGGUCUGUUGUUUGUCUAACUGACCUUGUUACAGAAAAUAUACACUUUUAGACUGAAAGAACAAUAAAAUUGUGUCCAGGCCUUUAAUUAUUUUCAUCUUGAUGGCUUUGCCAUAAAAGACCUCAGUGUGCUGGGCAUGGCGGCCCAUGUCUUUGAUCAUAACACCUGGGAAACAGAAACAAGAGGAUCUCUGUCAGUCUGAGGCCAGCCCAGUUAUCACAGUGACAUUCCGUCUUAACAAAACAAACAAUGGGAUCUGGAGAGAUGGCUCAAUGGUCAAGAGUACUGGCAGCUCUUGCAGAGGACCCGGUUUCAAGUCUCAGUACGCACAUGGUGUCUCAUAACCAACUGUAACUCCAAUCAGACCUAAGGGAUCUGACGCCCUCUUCUGGCCUCUGAGGGUACCAAGCACACAGACAUUUAUGCAGGCAAAAUACCCAUACAUCAAAAAUAAAUAAAUGUAAAUGUAAAAUACCUUAGCUUGCAGUUGACAUGUAAGGAAACAUAGAUCCACUUGCAAAAGACUUGAUGUUCUAGUGCUUGGGCUACAAUUCUCUGCCUUUCCUAUGCUGUUAAGUUAUCCAUUGCUCUCCUCCAUGACAGCGGAUUCAAUAAAUGAUAAAAUGCUAAAGUAAAAUCAAAUAGGGAAAGAUAGGAUGAAGUAUAAUAUUAAUAUAAGAAACGCCUCUAGAACAGCUGAGUUAAAAUAACUGCAGCUCAGAUGUGGACGGUUUGGUUUGGUUUCCCUAGUGCUGGGGACAGCGUACAGAUGCUCCCAACCACCUGACUGUGCUCUGCCACGGAGUGCUCUACCACCCAGCAAUAUGCUCAGCCCUAGUCCUGGUAUGCAUACAGGCCUUCCAUACCCUGCCUUGAAUUAAUCUUGUAUGUUUCUACUUGAUUUGCUUGUUUUUCUUGGAUCUAAGCCUCACUUCUUCCUGCCUGUCUGGUUGCCUUUUCUUCUGUUUGCUUCUAGAUCUACACUGACUACUGGGAUUCUGCUUUACCCUUUGUUGUGUAGCGGUUUCCUCAAAGACUUGAAAUAUUCUGUGGUGGUUUGAAUGAAAAUGGGCCCCAUAGACUCGUAGGGAGUGGCACUAUUUGAAAGGAUUUAGGUGGCCUUGUUGGAGUGGGUGUCACUUUGUUGGAGGAAGUGUGUCACUAGGGGUGGGCUUUGGGGUUUCAGAAGCCCAAGCCAGUGUCUUUCUUCCUGCCGCCUGCCAAUCCAGAUAUAGAACUCUCGGCUAACUCUCCAGUACCCAUGCUUCCCACCAUGAGGAUAACGGACUAAACCUCUGAAACUAUAAGCAAGCCCCAAUUAAAUGUUUUCCUUUAUAAGACUCACUGUGGCCAUGGUGUCUCUUCACAGCAAUAAAACAUUGACUAAGACACAUUUCAUUCUGAUCAUUAAGAGGGAAAGUAAAUAACUCAAGUUAGCUUCAGGAAGUCCCUGAAACUGACCAGAUUCACAAGGUUCCCAGCCGUGCCACCACCCCCCUCCCCAAAGUAUGUGAACAGUAAAGACUUCUGAGAAUUACUCUCAGACAAGCCAGGUCACAAAGAAGACUCUUAGAUAAGCGGGAAGCAGGGGAACUGCCUUGAACAAAGACCAGGUAAGCCACCAGGAAAGGACACUCUCCAAGUUGUUGAGCUGCCUGUAGGCUAUGCAGUGUUCCAGGUUUCUGGCUUUGAUGAACUGUGGUGGACUUUGAUAAUGUAGCUCUCUUUCUGCUCCUAUAAAUAACCCCACACUGAUAUUUCUGUAAGUAACCCCAAUAAAACUUACUGACUCACCAAGUCA